UCAGUACCGAAAUGGGGAAUAAAAGUCACGAAGGUGAUUUGCAGUGAGGGCAGUUGCUCCCUGUACAAUGCUUCGUUACCUUUGAUCUUCCCGUUGUUUUUGUAGCACAUACAAAAGGAUAAUACACAUUGGUGCACAGUUGAAACCAUGGAGUCCAUGCUGAAUAAAUUGAAGAGCACCGUUACAAAGGUAACGGCUGAUGUCACCAGUGCAGUCAUGGGAAACCCUGUUACCAGGGAGUUUGAUGUGGGCCGUCAUAUUGCCAGUGGAGGUAAUGGUCUGGCAUGGAAGAUAUUUAAUGGAACUAAAAAAUCAACGAAACAGGAAGUGGCUGUUUUUGUCUUUGAUAAGAAGCUAAUUGACAAGUAUCAAAAAUUUGAAAAAGAUCAGAUUAUUGAUUCUUUAAAACGAGGUGUUCAACAGCUAACCAGGCUUCGACACCCUCGACUGCUUACUGUUCAACAUCCAUUGGAAGAAUCUAGGGAUUGCUUGGCAUUUUGUACAGAACCAGUCUGUGCAAGUUUAGCUAAUGUUCUUGGCAACUGGGACAAUCUACCUUCUCCUUUACCAUCUGAUAUUAAAGAAUACAAACUUUAUGAUGUGGAGACCAAAUAUGGUUUGCUUCAGGUUUCUGAAGGCUUGUCAUUUUUGCAUAGUAGUGUGAAAAUGGUCCAUGGAAAUGUUACUCCUGAAAAUAUAAUUUUGAAUAAGAGUGGAGCAUGGAAAAUUAUGGGCUUUGAUUUUUGCAUCCAGUCAACAAAUCCAUCUGAACAGGAGCCAAAGUUCCCUUGUAAGGAAUGGGAUCCAAAUUUACCAUCCUUGUGUCUUCCAAAUCCUGAGUAUCUGGCACCAGAAUAUAUUCUGUCUGUGAGCUGUGAGACAGCCAGUGAUAUGUACUCUCUAGGAGCUGUUAUGUAUGCAGUGUUUAAUAAAGGGAAACCAAUUUUUGAGGUCAACAAGCAAGAUAUUUAUAAAAGCUUUAGUAGACAGCUGGAUCAGCUGAGCCGUUUAAGCUCCAAUACUCUUCAGAAUAUACCAGAGGAGGUGCGUGAACACGUAAAGCUACUCUUAAAUGUAGCUCCAGCGGUCAGACCAGACGCAGAUCAAAUGACUAAGAUACCAUUCUUCGAUGAUGUAGGAGCAAUGACACUUCAAUAUUUUGAUUCAUUAUUUCAAAGGGAUAACCUGCAGAAAUCACAGUUUUUUAAAGGGCUACCAAAGGUUCUGCCAAAACUACCUAAGCGUGUUAUAAUUCAGCGAAUUUUGCCUUGCUUGACUUCUGAAUUUGUGAAUCCUGAUAUGGUACCCUUCGUCUUGCCUAACGUUCUCCUUAUUGCUGAGGAAUGCACCAAAGAGGAAUAUGUCAGGCUCAUUCUGCCUGAUCUUGGUCCUGUUUUUAAGCAGCAAGAACCAAUCCAGGCAAGCAACAUGAUUUUGUUAAUCUUCCUGCAAAAAAUGGACUUACUUCUAACCAAAACUCCAGCAGAUGAAAUAAAGAACAGCGUUCUACCAAUGGUUUAUAGAGCCUUGGAAGCACCUUCAAUUCAGAUCCAGGAGCUUUGCCUAAACAUAAUUCCCACGUUUGCCAAUUUAAUAGAUUACCCAUCAAUGAAAAAUUCAUUAAUUCCAAGAAUUAAAAAUGCAUGUUUGCAGACUUCUUCUCUUGCUGUCCGGGUAAACUCACUAGUGUGCUUAGGCAAAAUUUUGGAGUACUUGGAUAAAUGGUUUGUACUUGAUGAUAUUUUACCUUUUCUACAACAAAUUCCGUCAAAGGAACCUGCAGUGCUUAUGGGAAUUUUAGGUAUUUACAAAUGUACUUUCACUCACAAGAAGUUGGGAAUUACCAAAGAGCAGCUUGCAGGAAGAGUAUUGCCCCAUCUGAUUCCUCUUAGUAUCGAGAACAAUCUUAAUCUCAAUCAGUUCAAUUCUUUUAUUUGUGUUAUAAAAGAUAUGCUUAACAGAUUGGAGGCAGAACAUAAAACAAAACUUGAGCAACUUCAUGUCAUGCAAGAGCAACAGAAAUCUUUGGAUAUAGCUAACCAAAUGAGUGUGUCUGAAGAGGCAAGAUCUAGUGGUACAAACAAUCAGAUCGACAAGGUAUUUAAUAGUAGUGGAACUGACCUUCUAACUAGUGGAUCUGAUAGUAAAGAAAAUGAGAUGUCAUCAAUACAGAAGAAGGCAUCACUUACACUGGAAGAGAAGCAAAAGUUAGCUAAAGAACAAGAACAGGCACAGAAACUGAAAAGCCAGCAACCUCUUAAGCCACAAGCAACUGCAAUAACACCUCCAGUGAAGCAGACAAAAGACUUGACAGAUACCUUGAUAGAUAAUAUGUCAUCUUUGACUAGCCAUCCUAUCAACAAAGUUCAAGUUGCAUCUGCAAACAGCUUCUCUUCUGUUCCUUCUAUGGGUGUUGGAAUAGGAUUUUCGUCACCUGUUGACAACACAAAGCGAAAUAUGACAAAUGGGCUAAAUACAAAUAUGGGUUUUCAGACUGCUGGAUUCAGUAUGGGAGCAGGUCUCGCCACUCAAAAUUUCUUCAGUGGUCCAAGUGCAACAGGAGCAACCAAGAUGAACAUUGUACCAACUGCCAGUAUGCCAAAUUACAGUCCUAUGAAUGCUGCAUCUGCAGUCUCUCCGUUGACACAACAAAACAGACCUCCAGAUAUGUCUGCUCUAGAUAAUCUUUUUGGUCCUCAGAAACCCAAAGUUAGCAUGAAACAGUUGGCUCAACAGAAAUCAAACCAGUGGGUUAAUCAGUUUGUACCACCACCAGGGUCCCCGAAUGCAAGCAGUUCAGUCUUGGGACCUCAGAUGAACAUGAUGGGACAGCCUGGCUUUGGUAUACAGGGUAAUCCUUUCUUUUCUCCUCAGAACUUUGCACAGCCAGCAAACACAAUGACAAACAGCAGCUCAGCUAGUAAUGACUUAAAAGAUCUUUUUGGGUAAAAUGUUUUGUUUUCUUCUUUCAAAGACUGAUGAAAUUUGGAUCAUGGGUAAGCUGAUUAACAUCUUUUUUUGAUUAGUAAAAGCACGAUUUGGGGAAACUUUCAGCCCAGCAAAGUAAAGACUUUUGCACUGGAAAAAAGGCUGAUGUUGUAUUCACCUGGUACUGCAGUGGAAUUACGUAAGUGCAAAGUCAUCUUACAUGCUAAAGAUUUCCUGUCUCUUUACUGAAAAUGAGAACGAUGAAUGUAGGAUGCAUAUAUACAACUGAAAAAGAAGCAUAUCAGAAUUAAUCAGAGGUGUACUCAAUCAACUCCUAUGAAAUUUCGUACAAAAUUUUGUUUCUUAGGUUCACCAAAAAUGCUUAGGGUAUAAUGAUUCUAAUGAUUGCAACCCUCCACAAUUAAUUCAUGUUGCCUCAAUUUAGCACAAACUGUCAUUUUUGCCAUAUGACGGUUUGAAGAAAGGAAAUUCUUAUGCUGGCCCAAAAAUUUCAAUAGCCACGUUAUAUAGAAAGAACUCUAACCAAUAACUGUGAAAGAGGCUAAGAGAGCAUAUUUUGACUUUCUUUUCUAUCUAUAUAAUUAUAAUUAAUAGGUAGUAAACUACAAGAUUCAUCAGGCAUAAGAAGUUGUUUUAAAAUUUUGUACAAGUUUGGGACAGAGUAAGAACACUGCUUCAAAGGUCAUGCUUGUUUACAAUCUCUUUUAUAAUGCCAGAUCUUUGUUACAAGCCCCAUAGCAAAAGCAACAUACCACUUAAACAGGAUUUUAAAAUACAGAUGGUGACUUCAUCACAUUUAUUAUAUAUUUCAGUGUUUUGGCUUAUUUGAUACCACUUAUAACUGAUGUGUAAAAAAGAAUGGUGGUAGAUAUGAAACCUCACAAAAUGAAUGUUCUCUGUAAAAUUCGCGUGUUGACUGCCACAACUGUGUAACUAAACAGUUCUGUGUAACUAAACACACAUUAUAUAGUUACACAGAAAUAUCUUGAAUUAAUCCAUAAUUUUUGGCUCAAUUGAGAAGAUGGAAAAGGAUUGCCUUAUACAAGUUAACAUGGUUGUGUGAAAAAGGAGACUACCGUAAAUUGCCAUGACUAAAAUGAACUAUUUAAUUUUGUUUUAACUCAAGUCGUUAUGAAGGAUAGAUUGACAUGAAGUGAGUUCUCAAAUAUGGAUUUGUAAUCUCUAGAAUAUAUGGUAAAUACACAGGUAUUUGAGAUCCUUUUUAUUGUAUUGCUCUAAAGUCAAUAAAGCUCUCCAGAAAUCCAA
Messenger RNA from Empidonax traillii (willow flycatcher), 4215 nucleotides. RefSeq names its product SCY1 like pseudokinase 2 (gene SCYL2). The record is from RefSeq and is a predicted model, not a curated record. Bases 148 to 2949 code for a protein of 933 amino acids. The transcript has 19 exons. Lineage: Eukaryota; Metazoa; Chordata; Aves; Passeriformes; Tyrannidae. Gene Ontology annotation, biological process: protein phosphorylation. Gene Ontology annotation, molecular function: protein kinase activity; ATP binding.